Messenger RNA from Nasonia vitripennis (jewel wasp), 1416 nucleotides. Its product is annotated as 85/88 kDa calcium-independent phospholipase A2-like. Gene Ontology annotation, cellular component: mitochondrion. The transcript has a single exon. Gene Ontology annotation, biological process: positive regulation of ceramide biosynthetic process. The coding region runs from base 435 to 896 and encodes 153 amino acids. Lineage: Eukaryota; Metazoa; Arthropoda; Insecta; Hymenoptera; Pteromalidae. The record is from RefSeq and is a predicted model, not a curated record.
AUUUGUCGUUUCAAGUUGUUCUUUGUAAUCUUUUAUUUGUUUUUGUUGGGCUAUUAUUAUGUUUUGUAGUUCUGUAAUGUCUUUAAUCUUGCGUAUUUUUUCCUUUUAAAAUAUAUGAAAGAUUUUUUUUAAUUCUUCAUUUUUAAGUAUACUUUGAUAUAAUAAUAAUAAAUUGAAGUUUUUAAAAGAAAAUCACCUCUGAUUGAUCCAUUAUUGAUUUUUAGUAUCGUUGCGGUAACUAACAAUGUAUUACUAGUUUUGGCUUUUGAGAUUUCUGAUAUUUUUUUCGAAUAUAUUUUGAAUAAGCCGUUAUAGAAUUGUUUGUCGCGCUAGCCGUAAGAUGUUUCUUUUUCGUGUUCAAAAGCUUCGCGGUUGUCUUAGUUGAUAAAAAAGGAAACUCAGCAUUACAUUUGGCAGUAACUCGGUCAACACCCAUGAUAGUACAGCUGCUGAUAGCUUUUGGCGCGGAAAUCAGCGCGAAGAACUGGAAGUCCCAGAGUCUUCGUCAUCUCGUCGACAAAGACACCAAUGAAGGUCAAAAGAUAUUGUAUAUCUUGCGCGCAGUCGGUGCUGAACGCUGUCCGCUCGACAUGAAGGAUUGCAGUAUUGGCUGUAAGAACAACGAAAUUUUCUACGGCAUUGCACCGCCUGAACCGCCUACAGCUAUGUCUCGGACCGUCCUUGAUCAGAUGCUUUACGUAUCGAGAAUGGAAAAGGUAGCCACGAAGAAGCGCAAGCACACGAAAGGUGUACGGUUGCUAUGUCGAGACGGAGGUGGUAUCAGAGGCUUAGUUCUCGUGCAAACUUUUCUGGAGAUCGAAAGCGUGCUGCAGAAACCUGUAUCGAGCCGUUCCGAUUGGAUUUCUGGUACUUCCAUUGGUAGGUACUUUUUUUAGUCGCAUUUAUAUUUUGUGAGAGUAUAUAUUUUUAUUAACACGCUGCUCUAUUAGGAGGAUUUAGGCACUCGGCAUACCGCAGGAAAGAAUUUGAAGGAGUGUUAGGCUCUCUAAUAAAUGAUAAUGCAUUCGUGGGAAGACGAUCGUAUGACAGUGAGCCUUUGGAAAAUGCAUUGAAAGAAACGUUAGGUAAGAGGAGCAAGAGAAAUGAACUCAAAAUUUACAACAAAUUUUACUUAAUUAUUUAUCUCUCUAUAGUUAGGUGAGGUGACGGUGAUGGCGGCCAUUUAAAGUUCUAAAUUGAUGAUCACUGAUGUUCUGGCUAAUCGAAAGCCUGUAGAUCUGCAUUCGUUCCUGAAUUACGAUUUCCCGAGUAAAAUUCUGAAUAUUCUACUCAGCGAUAAAUUUAAGGCGACUCUUGAACCGGGGGAGCAGUUGCUGUGGAAAGCAGCAAGAACGACUGGAGCUGCGCCUUUCUAUUUCCGAGCUUUUGGGCGGUUUCUCGACGGAGGCCUUAUUG